UUCGCGAGCAUCUCAUUCGGCAAUCUGACGUCGAAGAGCUCGGACAUCCGAGAUGGGAACGCUGUAUGCGGGAUAUAGUUUGCUUCUAGAGCUCUUGUUCAUUUCGGCGUCAUCAUAUGCACAGAAUGCUCCUUGGAACGGAGUGGCUCCAUCGUAUCUAUCGAUUGACGUCUACGGAAACUGCCAAGCCCACGAUCGGCCACUGAUUGGAAAAUGUGUGAGGUACGUGGACUGCAUCAGUGCCAUGCAGGCAGUUCCCCGGGUGACACCACUGCUCUGUCCGUCAUCGUGGCCGAAUCAGCUGGUUUGCUGUCCACACGGUGGAUACUUGAUGCCGCCGCCCAGCAUCUCGAAGAGCGAACAAGCCUGUGCCAAUGCGUAUCCAAGAGUUCCUCAUAAGCGCCGUCGACGCCGUCGGAAUACAAACCCUGAAACCCUGGAUCAAGUGGAACUAGUUGAGCCAAUUAUACAAAAGCGCAAUCAGAGCCAGAACUUGCUGGUGGGUGGCAGACUCACUCAGGAGAACGAGCAUCCCUACAUGUGCGCCCUCGGUUGGCCGUCCCGCACGAACAGAUGGAUUCAUGAGCACGGCUCCAGCAAGCGCAGAUACAUGUUCAACUGUGGCUGCGUUAUGAUUGCGCCUCGGUUCGCCAUAACGGCAGCCCACUGUGCCAGCGUCGGUGGGGAACCCCCGUCAGUGGCGUUGAUUGGUGGCGUUGAGCUGAACAGCGGGCGCGGGCAAUUGAUAGAAAUCAAGCGGAUCACCACGCAUCCGCACUUCGAUGAGGAGACCCUAAGCAAUGACCUGGCGGUGGUCAAGCUGGCCAGGAGAUCCCACAUGCCAGUGGCCUGCCUAUGGAACCAGGAAUCCUUGCCCGAGAGACCGCUCACUGCCCUCGGCUAUGGGCAAACCAAGUUCGCUGGCCCGCACUCCAAGUAUCUGCUGCAGAUAAUGCUUUACCACCUGAAUUUUCAACAAUGCCAGCGGUACUUGCAAAGCUAUGACAAACUGGCCAAUGGACUGGGAUCGGGACAAAUGUGCGCGGGAGACUACUCCGGCAAUAUGGACACCUGCCAGGGCGAUUCUGGAGGACCCCUGCUGCUCCACCAACAGAUGCGCCACCACCACCAUCCGAUUCCCUAUGCGGUGGGAAUAACGUCCUUUGGAGGAGCCUGUGCAUCCGGACAACCUGGAGUCUAUGUUCGAAUAUCCCACUACAUACCGUGGAUAGAGCAACAAGUAUGGCCUUGAUUCUUCUAAGAAAGUAUAUGGGUUCCAUGGAAUUCCAACAUUUUAAAUACUCAUUCAUAAAUUAUUACAUUGAAAGCACAUGUUGAAAAAGUGAAAAAAAUUGAAUAUUUUAUAAAGCAUAUAUAGUAAAU
Drosophila erecta is the source of this 1383-nucleotide messenger RNA. RefSeq names its product serine protease snake. The transcript is spliced from 7 exons. The coding region runs from base 53 to 1252 and encodes 399 amino acids. Gene Ontology annotation, molecular function: serine-type endopeptidase activity. The record is from RefSeq and is a predicted model, not a curated record. Lineage: Eukaryota; Metazoa; Arthropoda; Insecta; Diptera; Drosophilidae. Gene Ontology annotation, biological process: proteolysis.